GCCCGAGCCCUGCGCCGCCGCCGCCGCCGCCGCCGCCGCCCGGGGCCGGGUCACCGCCGCGCAGGCCACGCGAGGGGCAGGGCGCCGCGUCAGGGGCCGGGCGGACUCGGCGCUGCCUGCGGAGACACAGAGAGAGGGUUACGGCCGGCGCCGGCGAGCGCCGCGGCUGCGCCCGUCCAGCCGGGCCCGCGUUACCUCGGCCGCCGCCCCGAGCGCGGGCUCCUCCGGCCGCCACCUCCUCCGCCCAGCUCUGCCGCCGCCGCCGCCGGAAAAGGCGCCGAGGAAACCGCCUCACUUCCCCUCCCGACUGCGCAUGCGCGGCGCAGGCCGGCCGUUCGGACGGGCGCGACCUCUGUCAGGAGAGCGGCCCGCGCGCCCGGCGUCAUGGCGCCGCACGAGGGGCGGGGCUACGGCGGCUCGGAGGGGCGCGGGGGCGAUGCGCCCGGCCCGCGAACCCCGGCAUCUGACCCGCGGCCCCAGCUUGCCGUCCUGGCUUCGCGUCCCCUGUCCGCUUCCCCUUCCGCGCUCUCCGCGUCCGCCCCUUCGAGCCGGAGGCGCGGAUGCGCGGGAGGCGGGGCCGCUGCCACGACGGGCGCCCCUGGGCUGCUGGGCGGCCCGCCCUCGCGCCCCGACGCCCGGAGCCCGCGCGGGCUUUCCCUCCUUUGGGCGGCGUCUCGGGGGGCGCGUGGAGGCCGGGCUGGGCGCCCCCCGCGGUCUGCGUUACGGUGUGACCGGGGGACCCUCCGGGCCCGCGGCUGUCCGGGUGUGACGGCUUCCGCGUGCACACGCCGUCCCCGCCCGUCCGCCGCUCACCCUCGGAAGCCGGGCCCGGUGUCCGCGCCCGGCGCUCGGCUCGCGAGCUCGUGUCGGGCGCACCGCGCGUCCCGGCUCACCCUCUUAACCCCCAAAUUAAGCCAACUCCCUGCCUACACACAGCUGUUUGGAAUCUCAGCAUGGUGUGCCAAGCCGUGCCAUGUCCGACCCCAGGAUCCCAAUUGGCGAACCCCGGGCCACCAAAUCGGAAGGUGCAAACUUACCUGCUGCGCUGGCCAGCCCGCAUACAGAUUCCAGCUUUUCCGAGUGGAUGGGGGAUUGAUCUGCUGGUUGGACUUGUAUUUCAGUGGAAGAGUGCAGGCUCCACGGAGGCAGGGACUGUCUUGUCAGCAGCAUGUUCCCAGCGGCAGCGGUUGGGUGUCAGGAGGUCGGUGGUUAGUCGAGUGAACGAAUGCCUUUUAGACCACGGGUGAGACAAGGGGAGAAAGGUGAAGGAGCUGAAGCACUGAGAAGGGGAGCAACUUCCUUAAGAUCAAGAACUGGUACAGAGGAGAUUCAAAUUAAGAUUUUUUGAUCCAAGUCUGGUGUUCUUUUAUCUAUCGUACCAAAUUAUUGUGUGAACUCAGGAAGCUGGAUUAGAUCAGUGGUUUUCAGCCCUGGCUGCAAAUUAAAAUCACCUGGUUUUGAAACCACACAAAUGCUUGGGCCCCACUCCAGAUCAAUUAAGUCAAAAUGUCUGUGGUAGAAGUUCUACCCACCAUUUUUUUUAAGGCUCCCCGAGUGAUUCUAAUGUGUAGCUAAGACUGAGAACCACUGAACUAAUUGGUAACUUCCCCUCACGUUAAAAAUGCUGUGAAUUCUGAACUCUGCUUUGUUAUUCUUUGUCCCCAAGAUACAUACUCCCACACACAAUUUUUUUUUUAAAGAUUGGCACCUGAGCUAACAACUGUUGCCGAUCUUUUUUCUUUCUUCUUUUUCUCCCCAAAUCCCCCCAGUA
This is a messenger RNA of Equus quagga, 1771 nucleotides long. Its product is annotated as collagen alpha-2(I) chain-like. Lineage: Eukaryota; Metazoa; Chordata; Mammalia; Perissodactyla; Equidae. The record is from RefSeq and is a predicted model, not a curated record. The coding region runs from base 385 to 1221 and encodes 278 amino acids. The transcript is spliced from 6 exons.